Molecule: messenger RNA, 654 nt
Organism: Octopus sinensis (East Asian common octopus)
Lineage: Eukaryota; Metazoa; Mollusca; Cephalopoda; Octopoda; Octopodidae
Exons: 1
Coding region: 1-654 (217 amino acids)
Source: RefSeq, a predicted model, not a curated record
AUGGCACCACCCGGUUCUGUUUCAUAUGAAGUUUUUAAAACCACGUUAAUAAACAGAGCCUCAGAAUCCCAACAAAAAAUACUUCACCAGCUUCUGAUAUCGGAAGAAUUGGGUGACAAAACGCCGUCCCAGCUUCUUCGGAGAAUGAAACAGCUUCUCGGAGAUGAGACGCUCCCAGAAAAAAUCUUCAAGCAACUUUUUCUCCAGCGUCUGCCCUCCAAUACCCAGGUUGUUCUCGCGUCCACCAGAGAAAACACAUCCCUUGAAGAACUGGCGGAGCUAGCUGACAAAAUAGCCGAAGUACCGCACAGAUACCCAACGGUAUCGACGGUGACGCCAGCCGCUCCCAGUACCAAUCCUUUCCGUGCACAAACCAGUUCUUCAGAGAUUUCGGAUUUGCGUGCAUUAAUGACGCAGCAAGCUGCGCAAAUACAAAUUCUCACAGCCCAAAUACAAGCCCUAAAGUUUAGUCCCCAGCGUCGAAGCACCAGCCGAUCUCGACGAGAUGGCAGACGGUCUCGAAGCCCUAGUGCUACCCGCAACUCACAUGACACGUGUUGGUACCACCGAACAUUCGGAACACGGGCACAAAAAUGUACGGUACCGUGCUCGUUUUCCUCACCCAGUUCGGGAAACGGCACAGCCAGGAAUUGA